GAAGCAGGUAUUUCCUAGAGCUGAUCAAAGUACAACUAAAUCAUGGAGAUGAAUCAACAUAUUUAGGAUCUUGAUUGUUUUUCUUUUAGUUUCUUGAUAGUUCUUUUUAAAAUAAAGGGUAAAGAGAAGGACGCCAUGGAAGGAGGCAGCACAGAGGACAUUGAAGCUCUCAUGGAGGACAUGGAGUACAUCCCGGGCCACUUCCACCUGGAGCUCAACCUCAACUGUGAUCCUGUGGGACCUGGGGAGCUGCGACGGAGGGACACCUACCUGAGACAGGACAGCCUGCGGGCUGAGCUGGAAGCUGAGACCGGUUAUCUGCAGUACUGUGUCCGCAACCUUCUUGGCUUCCUGGCCUUCCACCUAGACCAGCUGGAGACGGCUGAGGAAACUUUCAGGAGUAUCUGUAAGGAGGAUCCAGGGAACCUCAACGCCUGGGCCAACCUGGGCUAUGUCUACGACAAGCUGGGGAGGGAGCUGGAGGCAGGGGAGUGUGUGGAGAAGGUGUCCUACCUCAUGGGCUUAGAGUCCGGGGAGGCCUGUAAAGCUGAGUCCAGGCUGCUUGCGGCCCGCUGCCUGGCAGAGCAGGCCUACGCCCAUCCAUAUGAUGUGGAGCUGGACAGAGAGGAGGACCUGAGAGAGAGGAUGACUGCGGCGCUGAUACUGUACAACAGAGCCCUGGACUAUGGGGGACAGCUGAUACCAAUGGAGGAAAAAAGAAGCUGGUAUUUUAAAAUGGCAACAAUCUAUAUAAGGCUAGAUGACAUAGUAAAGACCAAAGUGGACUCUGAAUACUCCAGACUCUCUCACUACAAUAAGGGACUGAAGCUUCUUACAGAAACACUGAAAUCAGAGAAAACACAACACAAAGCUUUAGCCUGGUGCUAUGUUGGCAUCAUGUUGGAGAGGAAGGAGGAGUUCAGCACUGUGCCAAUGUCUAUACAUGACUGUGGCUACUCAGGCUCUGAUCCUCUGUCCUGCUAUGGAACUGCCAUAAAGCUGGCCAGUGAUGAUGCAUUCAUCCUGAACCUCCUCGCCAAGGUGUUUUUUCUGUUGGGCAAGCACGAGAUGGCCACAGGGAUCUGCAACAUGGCUCUAAAUGUACUGCCAGACCCAGAGCUCAACUGGCAGGCCUACUGCACCCGGGCCAAGAUCAAUAUGAUGCUCUACGUCAGGGACCUGGAGAGGGCAAAACAUGGUCAGAGUGGAAUACCUGACAGACAGUACCUGAUCGAGGCCAGAAAAGACCUGGACAGGGUCCUCAGCGUACGUCCAUGUCUGCGCACACAUCUGGAAAUGGCACAGGUCUAUUACUACAUGGGUGUGGAUGCACUCCAGGAGAGCCUAUUGGUGGAUGAGGGGGCAGUGAACUGUUCCCUGGUGAGCCUGUCCCAGGCCCUGCAGUUUGAGCUGGGUGACAGCCUGCCUGACCUCCAUGUGCUGAGGGGACGCUGCCUCCUGCUGAAGGGCGAGGAGCAAAACGCUGCAGACUGCUUCAAACGGGCUCUGGAGCUAGAGAGGCCAGGGAGCGCAGACACCACUGCCCUGCACUGCCUCCUAGAGGCCCUUCUGGCUCUGUUCACCCAGGGAGGCCCUGACACCGACCCUGCAGUCACCCAGCUCGAGGUGUGGGUGCAAAAGGCAGAGGAGAGGUACCCUGCAGAUGUUGUGCAGGAUGAGCUGAGGAGGCUGUACAGGACGCGCACAGCAGAGGUGACAGAGUUAUCAAGAGCUCUGAUCAGGACAGGCAGACUGGACCUCGUGAGGAGGCUGCUAGAGACAGUGCAGCCAAAACGGCUGGCCAAGAAGAGACCACUGGCUAGAUCUUUCUCCAUGUCAUAAAACAGGGAUGGGAAUUUUGUCCUCAGGACUGUAAGUUGUUUGAACAUACUUGUUUCUGCCUCCAUGCCUCAUUGACUACUGUCCCUUUUGGAGGAGAGUGAGGAAAUUCUUCUAAAUAACAUCAGAAAGACAAAAGAACGCUGUCAGAAAAAUGGGGGUAUCUGUUUCUUGUCCUUUUCACACCUUCAAAAUCCAUGUACUGCUAAUGUGACAGAUAUUAUUCACCAGUAGAUGGGGAUAGAAACCAAGACAGUGCCUGCACGAUAGAAAGUACCUCUGCUGUCAGUGCAAGGAAACUCUGCAAUCACAAGCCCAAACAUCUGAUAGCAAAAUAUAAUAAAGUAGCACUGUGCACAAGAAAUGCAUUGCAGUUUGAAUAAAAGACUAAGCUACAAUCAUUUUGA
Molecule: messenger RNA, 2246 nt
Organism: Myripristis murdjan (pinecone soldierfish)
Lineage: Eukaryota; Metazoa; Chordata; Actinopteri; Holocentriformes; Holocentridae
Gene: ttc22
Product: tetratricopeptide repeat domain 22
Molecular function (GO): protein binding
Source: RefSeq, a predicted model, not a curated record